GGAGGAGGCGGGAGAGUGAGGGAAAGGCUGGAUGACGAGCCUGCAGGAUGUUUCCUCAAUGAGAGGAAGGCUGUUGCACAAUGGCAGUGUUUGAUACCCCGGAGGAGGCCUUCAGUGUCUUGCGUCCGGUCUGUGUUCAGCUCACCAAGACGCAGACGGUAGAGAAUGUGGAGCGUCUUCAGGCCCAGUUACAAGCCGUGAGUGACUCUGCCCUUCAGGAACUUCAGCAGUACAUCCUCUUCCCUUUGCGAUUUACCCUGAAGACCCCAGGCCCCAAAAGAGAGCGCUUGAUCCAGAGCGUGGUGGAGUGCAUCACCUUUGUCCUCUCUUCAACAUGCGUCAAGGAACAAGAGCUCCUCCAGGAGCUCUUCUCGGAGCUCUCUGCCUGCCUGUAUUCGCCCAGCUCUCAGAAACCUGCGGCUGUGUCCGAGGAGCUGAAACUGGCUGUGAUCCGGGGCCUCGGCACGUUGAUGCACUCGGCUUAUGGGGACAUCCUUCUGACUUUUUAUGAGCCCUCCAUUCUGCCUCGCUUAGGAUUUGCUGUAUCUUUGCUGUUGGGCCUCGCAGAACAGGAGAAAUCCAAGGAAAUUAAAAUGGCUGCCUUAACAUGUCUGCAGGUUCUGCUCUUUCAGUGUGACUGUCAGGACCAUCCCCACUCCUUGGAUGCCCUCCAGCAGAAGCAGCUGGGGGAUUUGUUUGCUUCCUUUUUACCUGGACUCUCCACUACCCUCACCAGAGUCAUCACAGGAGACUUCAAACAGGGGCACAGCAUCGUCGUGUCUUCCCUCAAGGUCUUUUACAAGACAGUGAGUUUCAUUAUGGCCGAUGACCAGCUCGGAAGGGUCUCAGAGGUCCGGGCGAAGCCUGCCGUGGAGCGCAGAGUAGCAGAGCUGAUGGUUCACAGGGAGGCUAGCUGGGUAAAAAGUACUGGUGACAAGUUGACCAUCCUUAUUAAAAAGAUAACAGAGUGCAUUUCAGUCCACCCACACUGGAAGGUCAGGCUGGAGCUGAUAGACUUUGUCGAGGCCCUUCUGUUAAAGUGUAGUCGGUCACUGAUCGAGUCAGCUGGUCCCCUUCUGAAGGCCCUGGUGAGUCUGGUAAACGAUGAGAGUCCUGACGUCCAAGCCCAGUGCGAUAAAGCCCUGAGGUGUUUUGCAGAUGAGAAGGUGGUGGUGGGCAGCAGAGCCUUCGCUGACGUCCUGUCAGAAAAUCUGCACUCCCUGGCCACGUCCCUUCCCCGCCUGAUGAGCUCCCAAGACGACCAGGGCCGAUUCUCCACUCUCUCCCUGUUACUCGGGUACCUGAAACUCUUGGGCCCCAAAGUAGACUUCGUCCUCAACUCGGUGGCCCACCUCCAGCGCCUUUCCAAAGCGCUUAUCCAAGUCCUGGAGUUAGACGUGGCUGACGUCAAAAUUGUUGAAGAGCGGCGCUGGAACUCCGAACGUCUGGCUUCUCCAGAGACUCCAACCGAGAGGCCCUGGGCUCAGAUGCAGAGGAGAUAUUUCCGCUUCUUCACCGACGAGAGGGUUUUUCUGCUCUUGAGGCAGGUUUGUCAGCUGCUUGGUUUCUAUGGGAACCUCUACUUGCUUGUGGAUCACUUUAUGGAACUGUACCACGAGUCCGUGGUGUACCGGAAGCAGGCCGCCAUGAUUCUGAAUGAGCUGGUCGUGGGAGCUGCUGGGCUAGGGGUGGAGAAUCUCCAUGAAAAACACACUCCAGCUGACCCGGAGGAGCUGAGGGAGAUUGUGACCUCCAUACUUGAAGUAUACACAAGCCAAGAAAACUGGUAUUUGGUCACUUGUGUGGAAACUGAAGACACGGGAGAGGAGCUGACGGUGGGGUGGACAGGCCUUCAGGCCCUCGCUUCUGGUGCACACAGCUGCCCGCCUACCUCUUCCCCUGCAUUCUCAAAGCCGAGUCCCACGGUCUGCUCCAUGAACAGCAACAUCUGGCAGAUAUGCAUCCAGUUGGAAGGGAUCGGCCACUUUGCACACGCACUAGGGAAGGACUUCCGUUUGCUCUUGAUGUCAGCCCUCUAUCCAGUACUGGAGAAGGCUGGGGACCAAACCCUGCUCAUCAGUCAGGCGGCCAUCAGCACCAUGACGGACAUCUGCCAGGCUUGUGGCUACGACUCCCUGCAGCACCUGAUCAAUGAGAAUUCCGACUAUUUGGUGAACGGGAUCUCUUUAAACCUGCGUCAUCUCUCUCUACACCCCCACACCCCGAAGGUCCUGGAAGUCAUGCUACAGAACUCGGAUGCAAGCCUGCUUCCUUUGGUGGCAGACGUGGUUCAAGAUGUCUUGACCACCCUGGACCAAUUUUAUGAUAAGAAAGCUGCAACUUUUGUCAGUGUCCUGCACGCCCUGAUGGCAGCGUUAGUUCAGUGGUUCCCAGACACGGGUCAUCUCGGGCAACUCCAGGAGCAAAGUGUAAGGGAAGAGGGAAGUCCUUUGAGCCAGAGAUCAGCAAGUCUUGAGAAAGGCCUUGAGAACCCCACGACAGCCGAAGACAUUGAACAGUUCGUGCUGAACUACCUCAAGGAAAAGGAUGUGGCAGCUGGGAAUGUCUCAGAUCUUGAUAAUGAAGACGAGGAGCAGUCAGACCCUCCCGAAGUGGAGGGGAAUGACACCGGUCCCCAUGUGGAGCCACCACUGCCGGUGCAGAUCCAGAUAGCCACGGACGUGAUGGAGCGCUGCAUCCACUUGAUGUCAGAUAAAAGCCUGAAAAUCCGCUUGAAGGUCCUGGAUGUGCUGGAUCUGUGCGUGGUUGUUCUGCAGUCCCACAAGAACCAGCUGCUUCCCUUGGCUCAUCGGGCCUGGCCCUCGCUCGUACACCGACUCACCAACGAUGACCCCCUGGCGGUGCUCAGAGCCUUCAAGGUUUUGCGUACCCUGGGAGGCAAGUGUGGCGAUUUUCUAAGGAGCCGGUUCUGCAAAGAUGUCUUGCCAAAGCUGGCUGGCUCUUUGGUCAGCCAGGCUCCCGUCAGUGCCAGAGCUGGACCAGUCUACUCCCACACGCUGGCCUUCAAGUUGCAGCUGGCCGUCUUACAGGGCCUGGGCCCCCUCUGUGAGAGACUGGACCUCGGUGAGGGUGACCUGAAUAAAGUGGCGGACGCCUGCUUGAUUUACCUCAGUGCCAAACAGCCUGUGAAAUUACAAGAGGCGGCCAGGAGGCCCAGAAUCAGUCGUGGUUUCUCGAGCACAGGGGCGCAUCUCAACCGGCUUCUUGUCCCCAGACAUUCUUGUUCCUUAAAGAUGAAAAUCGUCCUCCCCCAGGCAGAGUCUCUGAAGCUAAUUGUGCUCUGAUUUAAAGUACAACUCACGAACAUGACGGAUCCAUCUGGAAGCAGAUUCUUCUGGGUGUCUGCUACGAGCGAGAGUCUGAAAGGUCUGGUUUUUCUCAUCUCCCAUCUCAUUCUACUUUUCCUCCACCCUCCCCAUAGCUGUCCUUCAAAUUCAGACCCAUCAAACAGGCUAAUAUUCACAAUUCAUUAUCUUUUCAUUUCUAAUCUUCUUUUCUUUUCUUUUUUGCCACUGAAAGCAAUCAAACCCAAACUGGACCUUGCUGACUCUUGAGUUGUAAUUCCAGGUGCCUCGGGAGGAGGCGGAUGGGGAAGGAGGAGGUUGCUGCCAGCCGGCCUGGCCUGACCGCAGUGCCUUCUGUUUGCUCCACCACAUUCCACUCAGGGUUGAGUCAGAUGACCUCCUUCUGCCAGGCAGGGAGGAAGUGCAAGGUUGAUUGCUUCACAAACGCAUCAUCUGUAAACUUAUUUUGAAGUCAGGGGGAAAAAAUACCUGUGUUGUCCUUGAUUCGGAGCUGAUUUGGCAUCUUGAUUCAGAAAUUAAUAAGCUCUCUAAAUGGGAGAAGAAGCGUGAGACAAUAGGCAGCCUGGUCCCUUUGUGAGUCUGAUUGCAGAGCAAAGACAGGGAGAAGGG
This is a messenger RNA of Capra hircus (goat), 3935 nucleotides long. It is a transcript of the gene TTI1, whose product is annotated as TELO2 interacting protein 1. Gene Ontology annotation, biological process: chromatin remodeling. The record is from RefSeq and is a predicted model, not a curated record. The coding region runs from base 81 to 3305 and encodes 1074 amino acids. NCBI's taxonomy places the organism in Eukaryota, Metazoa, Chordata, Mammalia, Artiodactyla, Bovidae. The transcript has 8 exons. Gene Ontology annotation, cellular component: cytoplasm.